This is a messenger RNA of Pochonia chlamydosporia 170, 777 nucleotides long. Its product is annotated as ribosome recycling factor domain-containing protein. Gene Ontology annotation, molecular function: ribosomal large subunit binding. Gene Ontology annotation, cellular component: mitochondrion. Lineage: Eukaryota; Fungi; Ascomycota; Sordariomycetes; Hypocreales; Clavicipitaceae. The transcript has 2 exons. Bases 1 to 777 code for a protein of 258 amino acids. Gene Ontology annotation, biological process: translation. The record is from RefSeq and is a predicted model, not a curated record.
AUGUCUCUCCGCAACCCAAGCCAGCUCCUCCGGCGAGCAAUCCGUCUCGCCACCCCAAUUGAACUCCGCCAAACCCAACCCCAAUCUCGACGCUUCCACGCCUCUCCCCCAACCCUCAAGAAGCGCAGAAUCGCACCCGCAGCAAACUCACCCUCCCGACCAGAAGCCCCCUCCGCAACAGCAACAGCCCCCGACCCCGAAAACCCACUCGACUUCACCGCGCUGCUCGCAUCCCUCACCCCCCACGACACACACUUCAAAGCGCAGCUCCAAACGAUCCUCCACGGCGGCCGCUUCAACCCCUCCUCCCUCGGCGCGCUCAGCAUCCCCAUCAAAUCCCCCGCCGGCGAAACAGAAACCUUUCCCCUCCGCGAACUCGCACAGGUGGUCCCCCGCUCGGGUAGGACGAUAUCCCUCCUCGUCAAUGACAGGGAGUACGUCAAGCCGAUUAUGAGCGCCGUCCAGGCCAGCCGCGAGUUCAACCAGCAGCCACAGCGGUCGGAGGACAAUGAUUUAGAGUUACUGCUGAGGGUUGAGCUAGAGCGGAAGGAGGAGCUCGUGCGCAGGAUCAAGGACACGACGCAGGCGUGGAAGGACAAGGUUCGACAGGCGAGGAGCAAGCAUGACAAGGUGCUGAAGGCGUGGCAGAAGGAUGGGACGGUGUUGAAGGAUGUGGUGAGACGGGCGGAGAGGGAGUUGCAGAAGGUGCAGGAUGGGAAGAUGAAGGAGGUUGAGGGAGAGGAGAGUGCUGCGAUUAAGGGCCUGGAUAGGAAUUGA